Molecule: messenger RNA, 1526 nt
Organism: Trachymyrmex septentrionalis
Lineage: Eukaryota; Metazoa; Arthropoda; Insecta; Hymenoptera; Formicidae
Product: peripherin-2-like
Exons: 7
Coding region: 257-1393 (378 amino acids)
Cellular component (GO): membrane
Source: RefSeq, a predicted model, not a curated record
AUGUCAUCACCUUAAUAUAGAAGUGAUCUUCACGUUAUACAUUUUAUUAUAUUUUAUAUGAAUAUAAUCAUAACCAAAACCAAGUACAUAUUCGGCUUGAAGAUUCAAGAAAUUAUCCCAUUUUAGUGCACGAUGCUUAUCGGUACGUUUCGUAGCUAUUAUUUUACACGCGAGACACUUAGAGGGAGAAAAAAUAACUUAACAAAAUGGAAUUAUUCAUAAAAUAAAAAUAGGCGCGGCGUCGUGCAACCAUUGAAUGACAGAAAACGGCCUGGUUUACCGCAAAAGAGUACGUUGCACCUGCGAAUGGAAGGUAAAGUUCGGUUAUGGCGUAGCUUUCACGCUGGCCAUCUUUGAGGCGAAGCGUCUCCUCGUGAUCGCCUUGGAGAUAUUUGCAGAAUGGCAGGUGAUCCGUAUCGCAGGUGGUUUCCAGCCGGUCGCCCUUACCUUGAUAGACAUAGCUCUAGGAUUGCCGUGCGCCCUUAUCAUCGUUUACGCUAUACGCAGGCGCAAAUCGAAUCUUUAUUCAAAGACUAGGCGGGUUCUAAAGUGUCUUUUGAUAAUGAUAAUUACAUGUAUUGCUAUGAACACAACGACAUUAGCUUUGAUAGGAUAUCACAUUAGUGUAAGACAAGAAACUUUAAUCGAUAUUUUCAACGCUUCCAUGCAUCUGUAUACCACUACUGCGUCACAUAAAUUCGCGAUCGACGAGAUCCAAUUUGUGUUGCAAUGUUGCGGUCAUUCCUCUUAUACUGAUUGGUUUCUCUUCGACUGGCAGAAAGUAGAUUACGCAUCUCGAGAAGAAAUGGCGCAACAAAACAGAAUUUCGGACGAAAACUACAGAGGUCUUGGAGUCCCUUUUAGCUGCUGCAACUUGCGCGCUACGACACCUUGCAUGCACUUAGAAAUGACAGAUGACAAAACAAUAAAUGUGAACGGCUGUGUAGAAAUCAUUAGUCCCAUUCUUCUUAGAAUCGUCAUAGUCGCUUACGUUAUGACUAUUACUUUGAUCAUUAUACAAGUGCUAUUGGCCUUUUUAAUUACUAGAAUAACCCGUAGAUGUGUCCCUCUGCGAACGUCCUUUCCUCAGAUAUGUCCCACUGUACCAUUCACUAUUAUAAACGCAUCGUCAAGGACCUACGUGCCACGACUUCUUUCGCUUAAGAAAUCCGUUCGGCGUAAAAAAUCGAGCAUGCACCAUUGUCCAUCGAUGACUAAAGAUGUUUUUAUGAAGGAGAACCGGAAAAGUAAAUCGUCUAAGUCUAAGGUCGGAUGCAGAUAUCCCAUUUUGAAUCACGGAAAUCAUACUUGGGAUGUAGCAAAGAUUAAACCGAGCGUUCACGAAGAGCAUAAAAUAUCCGUGGAAUGUCGUCAUAACAAAUGUGCGCGUUGAAGCCACUUUGCACUAAUGAACCAUAGAUCUUCAGAGCGAUUAAAACGGUGACUGUCUUUCUAACAAACUGCGUAUUAACAAUUGCAAAACACUAAUUGCUACGAUUAGAAAGAUGCAUUAAAAAUGUUCAAGA